Molecule: messenger RNA, 2159 nt
Organism: Drosophila gunungcola (fruit fly)
Lineage: Eukaryota; Metazoa; Arthropoda; Insecta; Diptera; Drosophilidae
Exons: 5
Coding region: 12-2159 (715 amino acids)
Biological process (GO): multicellular organism development; cell differentiation
Molecular function (GO): protein binding
Source: RefSeq, a predicted model, not a curated record
ACUGCAAGAACAUGGCUGGGCUGCGUAUCUGUUUGGGGCUAUUUAUACAAGUGCUGCUGGCAUCCGCCGCCCAGGAUCACAAUCAAAUGAGCAUGCUCUGCUCCGACGAUGACACUCCAGCCUGCGCCCAAAGUCGGCACAAUGGAAUGUACUUCUUGUUCAGCAACGAGUGUGACCUUCGAAAGGCCCAGCGGGGCAACCUCAUGAACGGGCCGCUAUAUGAUGUGACCCUGCGAUACUGUUUCCCCAGCUGCGAGUUCGAAUGCAGCUCAAGAUACCAGCCAGUCUGUGGUGUCAAUUCGCAGUCAGGGGAACGCAAGACCUUCAAAAGCCGCUGCGAAAUGAUGCGUACCGCCUGCCUGACCGGAUCGGAUUGGCUGGUGCACCAAUGGGGAGUAUGUCCUAAGGCCAACACGGUGCCCCACAGUAGCCAGAAACCACCUGUGCCUGUUCCAUGCACCAGGAUCUAUCGCCCUGUGUGCGCCAUGUACGCGGGUGUCAAGUCUACCUUUUCCAACGAGUGCCUGGUAAAUGCCGAGAACAUCAAGACCCAGCGAAAUUGGCGCAUCGUUUCCGAGGGCCUUUGUGGCGAGGACAGCACCAAGAUGAAGCACAGCCGCAACCAGAAGCCAAAGGCCAAGCCCAAGCUGGAUGCGGAGCGCACGAAGCGGAGCCACGAAAGCAGAAGGUUGUCCACUCAGGCGGAAGACUUCCAGAUACCGGAGGACGCCGUGGAGAUCUACGCCCCCUCCACCUUCCACACGCAGUUCAUCAGCCACACGGGCGCCAUGGAGAAGAGCUACUCGCUGCCCGCCAGGAAGCCCUACGUGGUGGUUCCCCCGAAACCGAAGGUGCGACGGCCCCAGGGAACUGCGAAGAGCCCCGUAAAGUCGUGCGUUUUCGGCAAUGGGUCCGUUUGCGGAAGCUUUAAGGGACAGACCCGCACCUUUACCAACGUCUGCGAACUGAUGGAGUAUAGCCAAAAAGUGGGAAACGCAUGGACUGUUUCCCACAAUGGCGUCUGUCGUCGCUGUGAGAAGCCCUGCCCUGCAGUCUAUAAGCCCAUUUGUGCCACUCGCAAUGACAUCGAUCACACGAUCGUCAACGAGUGUUAUCUGGAGAGAGUGCGCUGCAAGGACCCCAACAGCAUUUGGAAGUUAUCCCAUAAGGGUGAAUGCCUGAAGCCCAGUAAAGUGUCUACUGAGGGAAGUCGAAUACUGCCACGCAUUGUGUUUAGGAUAAGUAAAAAGAACACCACCGAAACACAGCACAACAUACCUGGAAAAACUGUGCUGAAGAACACAUCCACUGAGGCUCCAACCACACCAUAUAAGAGAAUUUUUAAGGCCACUUCCCCUUCCCUAGAAGUUAAUAAUCGCAAAAUUCGCAAAAUAGAGCUGGCUACUGCGGGAUUUUCGGGUUUCGGUGGACCAAGCGGUUCCAAACACGUGCAAGCAGAUGAAAACUCUUCCUGGUCCUUCAGUGACAACUGGCUGGUACGGAAAACUCUCGACAAUGUCAAGGACUUUUUUCGCAAAAAACCUACGUCUUUCAAGAAAGCGCAUAGCGAGAAAUAUCCACUGCCUUACUGGACUGUUCCAGCGAAAGGAGCAAGCACUCUUAAUACCUCAACGAGCAAAACCACAGCAGCAACGCCACUAAAACUUCCAGCCAUUUUGAGCAUGGCGUCCACAGAGCUACUAAAUUUGGAUGUUGCAAAUACAGCCAAAGAGGUAACCUCAACCACACCUGUUCCAAGCACCACUCAGCCGUCCAGCAGCACCCAGCAUUUGACUACGGAAUUAGCCAUCUCCAGUUUAGACACUGCCUCUUCGAAUGCGGAAAUGGCAAGUGAAGAAUCCACCACCGAGUCCGAGGAGACAAGUGGUCCGCCAGCCAUCCGCAUUGACUCCAGCACCACUGCUGCACCGCCAUCUUCGACCACUGAAGCCGAGGAGUUGAAUAGCCAAACCACUGGCAGCGAGUCGCCCACCACAGUGGCCUCCAACCAGUUGCCAACUACUACCGCGAACGCGGACUACGCGGCGGAUGAGUCAUUUUCGGAGUCCAGUGGUCAGACCUCCAUCUACGGGCUCGACAAGAACUCUCUGAUUAUGCGUUUGUUACGAGCUAGAAGUAAUCAAAACGUGCUCAUUUAG